AUGCGCCAGGUGACCCACCUCUCCCACGACACGUUCUUCGAAGCAGCCCACAACUGGCAGCGCCUGCUCGCCGGAAGCCGCGACCUCCUUCGGCGCCUCAGCGUCGACCGCCGCGAGGGGAGCGAGAGCCAGCGGUCCCUGGCGGUACAACUCCUGGCGCUUUGUGUCCGACCGCUCAACAAGGCGCCAAGUUGGAUGAGCGAGCCAGGCAACGGCCUUUGGAUGGCCGUCGUGGAAACCAAGGACACAUGGCUGAAGGUGCGCUCUCGGCGGACCAAGGGCGGCACCGACGAGGAGCCCAUCGACCAUCUGGUUUUGGCUCUCGAGUUGUGCAACAUCAAGCAUCUCGUGCGGUUCGCGUGCGACCACAUGCUCAACGGCGACGCGCAGAACCUGGACUUCCUCUCGUCCUUCACCGCUGAGGUGCUGUGCCGCUACGACGCCUCUCUUUCGGAAGGCCACCGCGAGAAGCCGUGGCUGCAAGACGUCCUCCUCACCUUCCCUUCCCACCUCGCGUCCAUACGACGGACUCGCUCACUCUUGUCUUGGACAUGA
Messenger RNA from Acanthamoeba castellanii str. Neff, 555 nucleotides. RefSeq lists its product as uncharacterized. The record is from RefSeq and is a predicted model, not a curated record. Bases 1 to 555 code for a protein of 184 amino acids. Lineage: Eukaryota; Discosea; Longamoebia; Acanthamoebidae. The transcript has a single exon.